Messenger RNA from Kluyveromyces marxianus DMKU3-1042, 2646 nucleotides. It is a transcript of the gene VTC5, whose product is annotated as Vtc5p. The record is from RefSeq and is a predicted model, not a curated record. Gene Ontology annotation, biological process: microautophagy; polyphosphate metabolic process; vacuolar transport. The transcript is spliced from 2 exons. Bases 1 to 2646 code for a protein of 881 amino acids. Gene Ontology annotation, cellular component: fungal-type vacuole membrane; vacuolar transporter chaperone complex. Lineage: Eukaryota; Fungi; Ascomycota; Saccharomycetes; Saccharomycetales; Saccharomycetaceae.
AUGCCCAGAACUGCCCAGAACGCCCAAAACUCGCCCAAACAUCCCACCAAGAGUGUUACCACACAGUAUCAUAUCACCACCUUAGCUGGUCUAUCGGGUGUCGAGGCAGCGAUGAAGUUUGGCUCGCAGAUAUUGGUGAAGUCAGUUCCAGAAUGGAAACUCAAUAAUAUAGAUUACCAGCAGUUGAAAACUGGGAUCAAGAAAUGUACAACGGUGCGUGAGAACUUCCACCCGGCAAAUGCAGCAGAAGACCCCGAGUUGAGGUCGUUGGAAAAACUGUUCAGGUCGCAGUUUGAGAUGAUCAACGUUUUCGUCUCGAUGAAGUUGAAGGAGUGCAGCACAAGAAUUGUGUCUAUCGAGAACUACCUGACGCAGGUCGGCAACAUCAAGGAUGAAAAUAAACAGCUCAGACGGAUCAAGUUGAUUAAUCACCACUUGGACAGGUGCAAUUUCGAGUUGCAGAAGCUCUCGCGGUACCUUAUCUUGCAGAAAAUAGCGAUACGGAAGUUGUUCAAGAAGUUCUUGAAACAUUACCCCUACGGGAAGGACGUAGCGCAGGAGUUUAUAGAUUCGUUGAAGAACUGUCCGGAGUUGAAGGAGGGCCACGACGGUGUGUCGUUGCUAACCGUGGACUUGGACCCCUACUUGCUUGAAAUCUCGUUGAUCGUCGAUAUCUUGCACGAACUGGAAGUGAACUCCGGCCACGAACCACAACAAUCGCUGAGACAUCCGCUCCCAGUGAGCAGUAAUAACACUACGCUGGUGACGCGUCCUUCGACGGCAGACUCCGUGCACACGGAAUCCAUACCAUCGUCUUCGAGGAAAACAUCGAUUGCUUCCCCUUUAAACAAUAUAGACUCGACUCUCAGCUUCGACCAUCUUUUCGUCGGCAGAUUCCACCAUGUGAAGUCGUUUUUGAUAUCGCAGGAAAGCGAGGACGAAAUAAAGUUUAUGCUCGUGAAACUCGGGUUCUGCUUGUUCGACAACACCGUUAUGGCCACUUCGAAAAAGAUUCUAAGUGGUAACGACUCCCUGAUCAAGCGCAAAAACAGUAUCAAGUCGUUGCACAUGCUCAGAGACGCCAGCAUCGGCGACGAACCGGCUGCUAGUACUGCUGGCCAGCCACAGCAACAACAACAGCAACAACCAGAAGCUGUAAACAAUGUUAAUCAGGAAACUAUCACCCACAAUAUUCAAUUCGAGCCCUUGGCAAAAGCCGGUGUCAGUACCGCAAACCUUUACGCUUCCACAGAAGAAAAUCUAUUUCCCAACAUGCUAGUUUCGUACCCGAAUUCAGAAGAGUGUGUUCUCCUUUGCCACGUAGGCGGGCUUCGAAACCACAUUUCCACAGACACCAUCAAUUACAAGGAUAUCAAGGAUAUCUUGAACGGCGUUGACCCAGCAAAUCCUGACCAUUCCAAUAGAUUGGAUGAAUUUUGUCGCGAGUGGUGCUACUCCCACAAUAUUCGUUUAACAGAUUUCGUCAUUAAAUCGAAAAGGAGUCGUUUCAUCGUCAGUACCUCGUCGAUUCAAACAGAUAACGACUAUCUAAUUUGCAUUGACGAAAAUAUAGAGGUUGACAAUCACAAAAUACCGUUCGCCGUGUUGGAAAUUAAAAUGUUGGAACGUAAUAACUCGGUUCUAGGGCCUCAACAAUCUAAAUCAAAAAAAACAGCCGACCCAGUAGUUGCUCAAAUUAUUGAUAAACUUAUAGAAGAUGACCUUUCGGUAUACCCUGUUACCAAAAGAUUUACAUUAUGGAAUUUAGCCUCAAAGGUUGUUAAUGGUUCAGAUCCUCUCACUUGCAUAGAUGACGGAAACUUCCUCUCCAGCGAAGAAAUGUUUGAGAGUGGUAAAAAUCUGUUAAAAGAAUUGAAAACCAAUUAUGAUUUACAAUUGAAUCCUCCAAUAAUUGAUCUUUCAAAACCACCUUCACCUUCAUCAAAUAAAUCCAUCCCCAUCAACCGUACUACUGAACCAGAUAAACCAAGAAUUCGUUAUUGGAAUGAAUUCGAUGAUGACGAGGAAGCGAUGGAUCAAGGAUUCUACACAUAUUCAAGUGAUGAAGACGAUAAAAUUCAUGACUACGGACUUAUCACUUUUAGUCCAGCAUUUAUUGUUGCAGUAUACAGGUUCAUCUCUAAAUUUCAAUUUAGUUUUGGAUUUGUAGGCGAUGUCCAAGAAAGAAGACAUUUAUUGCCAAGUCCCAACAAAUCUUAUAGCUCUCUCAAUACGGAAAGCACAGUGCUUACUUCUCAUUCUUCGGAAAGAAACGAAGUAAAUAAAAUUUGGGAUUUGGAACAGCAAGAGUCGGAAUCAAUAUAUGAGUUUGAACAUGAUGAAGUGAUCUCGUUCUUUUACGUUUCCUCAUUAUUAAUUUCUUGUCUUACAACAGGAAUUACAAUAGGGAUCAUGACAUCCCUAUUUAAAUCUCUUGAUGAAGAUAGUGAACUAGACAAUGGAACUCCGAUAUUAAUAAUGAUCUUCGUAUCCUUGGCUAUAUCGUUAAUUCUGAGCUCGUGGUCGCUCUUGUUACUGUUUUCAAGAUUCACUUUGGCUCCAACCUGGCAUUAUGUCAGUGGAGUAGUCAUAUUCAUCACAAUUAUUUUGGCCGUAUGUUACGGAUUUAUAGAAUUGAUCUUAUGA